Messenger RNA from Trametes versicolor FP-101664 SS1, 1065 nucleotides. RefSeq names its product kinase-like protein. Gene Ontology annotation, cellular component: cytoplasm. Gene Ontology annotation, molecular function: ATP binding; protein serine/threonine kinase activity. The transcript is spliced from 3 exons. The coding region runs from base 1 to 1065 and encodes 354 amino acids. Gene Ontology annotation, biological process: intracellular signal transduction; protein phosphorylation. Lineage: Eukaryota; Fungi; Basidiomycota; Agaricomycetes; Polyporales; Polyporaceae. The record is from RefSeq and is a predicted model, not a curated record.
AUGUCUCCCGCUAUGGCCACCAUGCCCGACUUCGCCGGUAUCAUCAUCGACGAGCGUUACCAACUCCUCAAGGUCCUCGGCUCCGGCACGUACGGUGUCGUCUACCAGGCCCUCGACUUCCACCCCACCGCCGAUCCCACGCUGCCCUACAAGGCGGUCAAGAUCGUCUCAAAAAUCGGACGUCACAACUCCCAGCUCGCAGCGGUGCGCCGGGAGAUCGCGCUCCAGGGCGUUGUCUCCCCGCACCCGAACGUCGUCACCCUCCACGACGCGUUCGAGGACGACGAGUUCUUCUACAUCAUCCUCCAGUUCUACCCCGGGGGCGACCUCUUCGACCACAUCUGCGACAAGCGGACGUACGUGUACAACGACGCGCUUCUGCGCUCGGCGUUCGUGUCGCUCGUGGACGCCGUCCAGGCGUGCCACGACGCGAAGAUCUACCACCGGGAUCUCAAGCCAGAGAACGUCCUCACGAACGGGGACGGCUCCGAAGUCUACCUCGCAGACUUCGGGCUGGCGACCGACCGGACCAUCGUGAAUGAGUUCGGUUGUGGCACCACGAUCUACAUGAGUCCUGAAUGUGCCGGCAGAGAAUUCGGCUACAAGCCCUUCUGCGCGCGCUUCAGCGACGUGUGGUCACUGGGAGUCAUCCUGAUCAACAUGAUCAGCGGGCGCCACCCGUGGGCGAAGGCGACGCUCGAGGACGAGUGCUUCGUGAACUUCUGCCAGGACCCGGACUUCCUGCUCGACAUGCUGCCGAUCUCCGAGGGCGCGAACGACAUCCUCCAGCGCACGCUCGCGCUCAACCCGCUCCAGCGCAUCUCCCUCCCCGAGCUCCGCGCGGAGAUCCUCGCGCUCGACACGUUCUUCAUGUCCGAGGAGGAGCUCGCGGACGCGAACGAGUUCGCGCAGAUUGCCGCCGCCGGGCUCAAGAAGGAGCAGGAGGCCCACCAAAACGAAAACGACAAGAGCGAAGAGCGGGCGACUGCUGCUUCAAGCACAGGCCCACUCCCUACAUCUAUGACGACGGGGGCUCCUACCUGGUCGUUUGGCUCGGGCCUGUAG